Messenger RNA from Cucurbitaria berberidis CBS 394.84, 1668 nucleotides. Its product is annotated as MFS general substrate transporter. The record is from RefSeq and is a predicted model, not a curated record. Gene Ontology annotation, biological process: transmembrane transport. The transcript is spliced from 2 exons. Lineage: Eukaryota; Fungi; Ascomycota; Dothideomycetes; Pleosporales; Cucurbitariaceae. Gene Ontology annotation, molecular function: transmembrane transporter activity. Bases 1 to 1668 code for a protein of 555 amino acids.
AUGGGUGUUACUGAUCGCAAAGCAGAGCAGGAGACGCUCCUUGAAGACACUCUGAUCGAUGAGAAGGGGCCUUUGUUCAGUAUCCAAGCGGAGGAAGAAAAGGCAUCAUGGAGAAACCUACCACACAAGAGGCAGUUGCUCUUGCUUGCGCUGUGCCGCCUCUCGACCCCGCUUUCGAAUGCUUGCCUUCUACCGUAUCUCUACUUCCUUGUCAAGUCGAUCCUUUCGGACCCAGAACAUCCAGCCGCACCUCAACAGAUAUCGCGGUUGACCGGGCUUCUUGUAGCAGCAUACCCGCUGGGACAAAUGUCGACCAGCAUGCUAUGGGGCCGGGUUUCGGAUUUAUAUGGUCGGAAGCCAGUCAUACUGUUUGGACUCGCUAUAAGCGUAGUUGCUAAUCUGGCAUUUGGUUUCUCGCGUACGAUCGGUACAUUGGUUUUCUGGAGAGUCGUGGCUGGAAUGGCGAACGGUAUCCUGGGGGUAAUGCGAACUAUGACUGCCGAGAUUGUCAAAGAGCGCAAACAUCAGCCAAGAGCAUUCUUAGCUGCACCAGUAAUCUUCAACUCCGGAAGAGUGGUUGCCUUAGCGGUUGGAGGUUGUCUCGCAGACCCGGUUGACAAUUUGCCCGCUAUUUUUGGACCGGAAGGCCUCUUCAACGUCUCUAGAAACCCGAACGGCGUGAAAUGGGCACUUAAAUAUCCAUACGCACUUCCAGCGGUCUUCAAUGGCGCAGUACUUGCGCUAUGUCUUGUACUGGCGACGUUAUGGCUCCGCGAAAGCCUGUCCACGAAAGAAAAUCAUCAAGAUUUCGGUCUUGCUUUGGGCGAAGCGCUUUCCAGCUUCAUCAAGCGAAGUGUUCUGAGAAAGCCAGCCAGUGGGUACGCGAUGAUUCAGAUGGACGAAAUGGAGCCAGCGAUAUCCGGUGUUUCGAUUGCGUCACCUUCCACUGGCUCUACAUCACCGAUCAAUUACACAUGUCGCCCGCUGUUGCGCGACAUAUGGAGUGGUCGACUCCUAAAAGUCCUGCUGCUCUUUGCUCUCCUACCACUUCACACGGCAACGUUUCUUCACGUAUUUCCAGUCUUUCUGAGCAUGCCAACUAUGGCCAAACCAAGUCCAAGCAUCUUUCAUUUUACGGGUGGUCUCGGCCUCGCAUCUCCAACCGUUGGUCUCUAUCUUGCCACAUUUGGCAUUGCUGGCAUUCUCCUGCAACUAUUUAUAUACCCGCGCAUUCAAAGCCGUAUAGGAACACUGGGUGUGUUCCGCCUCGCUAGCUUCAUCUUUCCGCUCGCCUAUAUCUUUGCGCCGUACGUCGCUCUUCUCUCCGGCUACGGAAUAGCAAAGUACAUCGCAAUGGCCGCCGUUCUAUUCACACAGAUCAUCGCACGCACCAUGGCGAUCCCAAGCAGUGUUAUCUUACUCACAGAAGCUGUACCUCAUCGUAGAGUCCUCGGCACUGUUCAUGGUGCUGGUAAUACGCUUAGCGCAUUUUCAAGUGCGUGUGGCCCGGCGAUCGGGGGUUUGCUGUUGGCGAAGGGCAUAGAGAUGGACGCCGUCGGUCUUGUUUGGUGGGCUUGGUUAUGCACAGUGUCUAUCGUUACUCUAUCUUGGAGUUUGGUACUUGGUAAUACUCACAGGAGAAGUGACGAGACGUGCGGAAAUGACUAA